AUGAUACAGCCGUUUCCUCCUAUGAUCGACGGUGGGGCGAGCGAUGCCAGUAGACAUGCAGUCUGCCGCGCUUGUGGUGAAAUAUCCGAAUUCAUCCAGCUUCGUGAGAUCCAGAUCAUGAAUAGGCCACGUACAAAAGUCACCGUCAUGCCUCUGCUUAACAAGGGCAACGGCGGCGAAUUGUUCUGCAUUCUGCUCCCGCAGCGCAACGAUCGAUCUCUCCAACGCCUUGAGCUCUUCAGGCCUUAUGAGCUCACAGAUGGGGAGAUAACUUUCAGCAGCAACUUCGAGGUUCUGUCACCAAGGAACAGAAGCUGGGUGCAUACCGAGGAAGAAGCGGCCGAAGCUUUGGGCAUACCUCCUAACCCGACACCAUCACCAUCGCUCUCCUGGGAAUCCUCCGAGAGGUCAUUGCCCAUGAGGCCAAUGACGAAGACGCGGUUGAGAUCGGGAAAACAACGAUCGGCCUCGGGCGGGUUUGUUGACCGUGCUACACGUGCUCGAGACAGCCCCCAGGAGGAUCUACAAGAUAGUCCUAACGUCGGAUCGUCGCAAAAGCGCAAAAAGCCACAAACUUACGACUCAGAGGACGUAGACACGCCACGACAGAGACGAAAGACAUUAAGAGCUCCCGUUUCAUGCAUGCAGGCUCCUACGCCAGUGUCGCGGGAAGUCUCACAUGCCGCACCAGAGAUCAUCAGCAACGAGAGUUCCAUCAUCCUGCCCGGCCUCAAUGAGGAGUACGCUAAGCGGAUCCUCCUCGUCUGGGUCGUUGUGGUAGACGACAUCGAAUACGACUUCAGCCACACAAUCUAUAACUGUCCCACCUUCUCCGACUUCCUUACCUUGGUCCGCACAGAGGCUGCAUAUGACCCUCAGGUGACCGAAAAGGUUGACAGCUCGCUCACGUGGCGACUAACGUACCAGAUAUCUAGUCAGACCAAGAAGGCCUUCACUCUACGUAUUGAUGACAGCGGCCAGGACACGGUCUAUGAGCGGCUGUUAAGUUCUCUUGCGCAGUCGACAUUCUGGCAAGAGAACAGUAACGGGAAGAUCAACGUCGACCUACGGAUUCUAGCCUAG
Didymosphaeria variabile is the source of this 1083-nucleotide messenger RNA. RefSeq lists its product as uncharacterized. The record is from RefSeq and is a predicted model, not a curated record. Lineage: Eukaryota; Fungi; Ascomycota; Dothideomycetes; Pleosporales; Didymosphaeriaceae. The coding region runs from base 1 to 1083 and encodes 360 amino acids. The transcript has 2 exons.